This is a messenger RNA of Cetraspora pellucida, 146 nucleotides long. NCBI's taxonomy places the organism in Eukaryota, Fungi, Glomeromycota, Glomeromycetes, Diversisporales, Gigasporaceae. The record is from the annotation of a GenBank genome assembly.
GCAUGGUUUUAGAGGCAAGCACCGCCUUCACUGAAUCUCACUUUACAUCCGGCACCACAGUGAACGGAAUCAGCGCCACAUUCAUCAAAAAAACUACAGCAUGGGGUUGUGCCAUUACAAGUCGUCCUCACAUGGCAACCUUGGGC